Molecule: messenger RNA, 1754 nt
Organism: Tarenaya hassleriana
Lineage: Eukaryota; Viridiplantae; Streptophyta; Magnoliopsida; Brassicales; Cleomaceae
Product: protein indeterminate-domain 1-like
Exons: 5
Coding region: 155-1582 (475 amino acids)
Cellular component (GO): nucleus
Molecular function (GO): DNA-binding transcription factor activity
Source: RefSeq, a predicted model, not a curated record
ACCCUAGAAGAAACCGGAUUGACGGAAAAUUCUCUGUUUUUUCUGGGAAAUUUCCGAGACAAGUCCAUCUCUUUUUCUUUCUGGGCUUGUUUGGGGGAAUUUCUUUUUGUGCAGUUUUACUUUGGUGGUUUUGUUUUUUUCCUCUACACUACACAUGCCGGUGGACAUGGAUAACUCAUCCACAAUUUCCGCCGAGGCAAGCGUCUCCUCCGCUGGAAAUCUAAAUCCACCUCCCAGAUCAGCCGGAAAAAAGAAGCGCAGCCUUCCCGGCAUGCCUGAUCCAGAGGCGGAAGUCAUAUCUCUGUCUCCGAAAACCCUACUAGCGACGAACCGAUUCGUCUGCGAAAUCUGCAACAAGGGUUUCCAGCGUGACCAGAAUCUCCAGCUCCACCGUCGAGGCCACAAUCUGCCAUGGAAGCUCCAACAGAGAUCGAGCAAGGAGGUGAAGAAGAAGGUAUAUGUUUGUCCGGAACCCACCUGUGUUCAUCACGACCCCUCACGCGCGCUGGGGGAUCUCACCGGAAUCAAGAAACACUUCUGUCGGAAACACGGCGAGAAGAAGUGGAAGUGCGAGAAAUGUUCGAAGAAGUACGCUGUCCAGUCCGACUGGAAGGCGCAUUCGAAGAUUUGCGGCACCAAGGAGUACAAAUGCGACUGCGGAACUCUGUUUUCAAGGAGAGAUAGCUUUAUAACGCACAGGGCUUUCUGCGACGCUUUGGCUGAAGAUAGCGCCCGAAACCACAACCACAGGAAGCAGCAGAAUCCUGAAAUGGGUUCCCGGAAAAGUCUGGAACCCGACCAGAAACCCCCCGCCGCCCCUCAUUCUCCGCCGCCUCCGCCGCCGCCAGCUGCGGAUUCGGUCCCACCUCCAGCUCCCGCGACGGCGGCUUCUGCCGCUGCUGCUGGUCAGGUUGAUGCUACUAAACCUGCUAAAAUCGUAUCUUCCUCGUCCUCAUCUAUUCAGCAUUCAGCCGCAGAAUCCCAAGAAAACUAUCCUGAAGUUAUUGAAGAAUCUCCAAGAACGAUUGGCUUGAACGUGAACACCAGCAAUAGCACCGGCUCGAGCCCAAGCACAAAAGGAAGUUACAGUGACAGUAACAGUGUGUUCGCUGGCCUGUUUGUGUCGUCGACUGCCUCGCCAAGCUUAUACGUUUCUUCUUCCACAGCUUCGCCGAAUCUCUAUGCACCGUCCACACCCAUCGAACCCAUCUCUCUCCGCCUCUCGUCAAAUCAUGGGUUAUCCUUAUUUGGGUCUACCCUGCAGGACCCAGCUCAGUUCCUGAACCCUCUGUCUCAGCCAGCCAUGUCUGCCACCGCUCUGCUUCAGAAAGCCGCCGAGAUGGGAGUUUCAGGGGGGUCGUUGCUUCACAGAUUAGGCAUGGUCCCAUCUUCUCCAUCGACCAUGGUUCAGAGCAGUGACGACUCGUUUCAUGGGCUCGGACUGGGACUGUCUUGUGGCGGCGGAGAUGGUGGCUCGGGUUUGCAAGAGCUGAUGAUGGGAAACUCCUCUGUGUUUGGUACGAAACAGACAACACUCGACUUUCUGGGAUUAGGAUGGGCUGUUGGCAGAAGUAGUAGUUGAUGGAUGCAGCUAUGUUUGAUCAUUAUUUUAGUUUUACUUAGUAGUGUCUUUGUUAUACUAAAAUCCUUGUUUAUUAAUAUUAGUGUUUUUUGUAUUUUCCCUGUAAAUUGUUGGUUUUUCAGAAUUGUUUUAAUCGAAUUUGUAAAUGUUAAGUUUUUUUUCUAUUUUUCAA